Salvia hispanica is the source of this 942-nucleotide messenger RNA. Its product is annotated as abscisic acid receptor PYL8-like. Gene Ontology annotation, molecular function: abscisic acid binding; signaling receptor activity; protein phosphatase inhibitor activity. The record is from RefSeq and is a predicted model, not a curated record. Gene Ontology annotation, cellular component: nucleus; cytoplasm. Lineage: Eukaryota; Viridiplantae; Streptophyta; Magnoliopsida; Lamiales; Lamiaceae. Gene Ontology annotation, biological process: abscisic acid-activated signaling pathway.
AUUUAGGGAGGUAGAGUGAUGAUGAAGAUGAGGCGUCACACACCUUAGUUCGAAAAUGGGUGAGCUGAGUCUGUACGGAUCUGGCUGAGUCAACUCGGUGCGAACAUGAUGAACAUCAAAGGAUUGAGCGCGGUGGAGAGAGGUUAUAUACGGAAGCAUCACACGCACGAGAUUAAGGCUAAUCAAUGCACUUCCUUCCUCAUCAACCAUAUUAAGGCGCCCGUACAUCUUGUUUGGUCUCUGGUCAGGCGGUUUGAUCAACCACAGAAGUACAAACCUUUUGUCAGCCGUUGCAUUGUGCAGGGAAAUCUUGAAAUCGGCAGUGUGAGGGAAGUUGAUGUUAAGUCAGGUCUCCCUGCUACCACCAGCACUGAGAGAUUGGAGCUUCUUGAUGAUAAUGAACACAUACUUAGUGUAAGAAUCGUCGGUGGAGACCACAGACUCAGAAACUACUCUUCCGUUGCAUCUGUUCAUCCUGAGGUCAUUGACGGGAGACCUGGGACAGUGGUGAUUGAAUCGUUUGUGGUGGAUGUGCCAGAAGGGAACACACAAGACGAAACAUGCUACUUUGUCGAAGCACUUAUCAGGUGUAAUCUGAAAUCACUGGCUGAUGUUUCGGAGAGGCUUGCUGUGCAAGACAGAACCGAACCCAUCAAUCGUGCCUGCCACGGUGCUUAGAUGCUAUUUUCACCAAGGAUGAAACUUUCUUCAAGGCUUUGGAGGCAGAAUAGCCAUAUGUUCUGAGUUGGAACUGGCUCUACAUAUUGUCCUGUACUCUCGUUGUUUGCUGUUUGUAACUCGUUCUCAUAGUCACUUUCACCAAGGAUGAAGCUUUCUUCAAGGCUCUAGGAAAAUAUGUAAAUGUAUUGUGUGAAAUACCUAUGCUCCAUCCCUUAUUUUUGAUGAAUAAAUAGAAAUAAAAGCAUAUAUUUUGAGACAAAA